Molecule: messenger RNA, 5116 nt
Organism: Rhinolophus ferrumequinum (greater horseshoe bat)
Lineage: Eukaryota; Metazoa; Chordata; Mammalia; Chiroptera; Rhinolophidae
Gene: MYO1E
Product: myosin IE
Exons: 28
Coding region: 374-3700 (1108 amino acids)
Biological process (GO): vesicle transport along actin filament; actin filament organization
Cellular component (GO): vesicle; plasma membrane; actin cytoskeleton
Molecular function (GO): actin filament binding; ATP binding; microfilament motor activity
Source: RefSeq, a predicted model, not a curated record
CCGAGCGGAGGCUCAGCCAGAGGAGUACGGAGUAAGUAGCUGAAGAAAGAGGAGCGAGGCAGGGGAGCUAGGCUGACGCGCGGAGAGCAUCGGACUCAGGCGGGCGGCGAGCACCUGGUCCGAGUGGACCCCUGCCCUCCGCAGCAUGCGCCCCGCCUGCUAAGUCGCCUCGGUCUCACCCUUACCUAGCGCAGCCGAUCCCGCCUGGAUGGAGUGCCCCCAGGGUUCCCAUUGGCUCCUGUGAGUGCUUGGGUGUCGAGAGCCUGUUUUUGGCGAAGGGAACCAACUUUUGAAGUUCGCCCAGGAGACUGCGUUCCAGCUCAGCUUCCCGGCAGCCGGACCCGGCAGAGGCGCGAUCGCGGCGCGAGUCACCAUGGGAAGCAAAGGUGCCUACCGGUACCACUGGCAGAGUCACAAUGUCAAGCACAGUGGCGUGGACGACAUGGUCCUGCUCUCCAAGAUCACAGAGAACGCCAUUGUGGAGAAUCUGAAGAAGCGAUACAUGGACGACUACAUUUUUACAUAUAUAGGAUCUGUAUUAAUCUCAGUCAACCCUUUCAAGCAGAUGCCAUAUUUUGGGGAGAAGGAAAUUGAAAUGUAUCAAGGAGCGGCACAGUAUGAAAACCCACCUCAUAUCUAUGCUCUUGCAGAUAAUAUGUACAGAAACAUGAUCAUUGACAGAGAGAACCAGUGUGUCAUCAUCAGUGGUGAAAGUGGUGCUGGAAAGACAGUGGCUGCCAAAUAUAUCAUGAGUUACGUCUCCAGAGUGUCUGGUGGAGGCCCCAAAGUCCAGCACGUCAAGGACAUUAUCCUGCAGUCCAACCCACUGCUGGAGGCCUUUGGGAAUGCCAAGACUGUCCGUAACAACAACUCCAGCCGAUUUGGAAAAUACUUUGAAAUCCAGUUCAGUCCAGGUGGGGAACCAGAUGGUGGAAAGAUCUCCAACUUCCUUCUGGAAAAAUCUAGGGUGGUGAUGAGGAACCCUGGAGAGCGAAGUUUUCACAUAUUUUACCAGCUCAUCGAGGGCGCCUCUGCAGAGCAGAAGCACAGCCUUGGCAUUACCAGCAUGGACUAUUAUUACUACCUUUGCCUGUCUGGGUCCUACAAGGUAGAUGACAUCGACGACAGACGGGAGUUUCAGGAAACUCUGCAUGCGAUGAAUGUCAUUGGGAUCUUCGCGGAGGAGCAGACGCUGGUGCUGCAGAUAGUGGCAGGAGUUCUCCACCUGGGAAAUAUCAGCUUCAAAGAAGUUGGCAAUUACGCAGCAGUGGAGAGUGAAGAGUUUUUGGCUUUUCCUGCCUAUCUCCUGGGGAUAAACCAGGACCGGUUGAAAGAAAAGCUAACGAGCCGGCAGAUGGAUAGCAAGUGGGGAGGCAAGUCGGAGUCCAUCCACGUGACCCUCAAUGUGGAGCAGGCCUGUUACACCAGGGACGCGCUCGCCAAGGCCCUGCAUUCCCGGGUCUUUGAUUUCUUAGUCGAUUCCAUCAACAAAGCAAUGGAGAAGGACCAUGAAGAAUACAACAUCGGCGUCCUGGACAUCUAUGGCUUUGAAAUAUUCCAGAAAAAUGGCUUUGAACAGUUUUGUAUCAAUUUUGUUAAUGAAAAAUUACAGCAGAUUUUUAUUGAACUGACAUUAAAGGCAGAACAGGAAGAAUAUGUUCAAGAGGGAAUAAGAUGGACACCCAUUGAGUACUUUAAUAACAAAAUCGUAUGUGACCUCAUAGAGAACAAAGUUAACCCUCCUGGGAUCAUGAGCAUCCUGGACGACGUGUGUGCCACGAUGCACGCGGUGGGUGAGGGGGCGGAUCAGACGCUGCUGCAGAAGCUCCAGAUGCAGAUCGGGAAUCAUGAGCACUUCAACAGCUGGAACCAAGGCUUCAUUAUUCACCAUUAUGCCGGGAAGGUAUCCUAUGACAUGGAUGGCUUUUGUGAAAGGAACCGUGAUGUGCUUUUCAUGGAUCUCAUCGAACUUAUGCAGAGCAGUGAGCUACCUUUUAUAAAAUCUUUAUUUCCGGAAAAUCUGCAAGCUGACAAGAAAGGGCGCCCAACUACUGCCGGAAGCAAAAUAAAGAAACAAGCCAAUGACCUUGUGAGCACGCUGAUGAAAUGUACACCUCACUACAUUCGCUGCAUAAAACCAAACGAAACCAAGAAGCCCCGAGACUGGGAGGAAAGCAGGGUAAAGCAUCAAGUAGAAUACCUGGGUCUGAAAGAAAACAUCCGAGUGAGAAGAGCUGGUUAUGCUUAUCGGCGCAUCUUCCAAAAAUUCCUACAGAGGUAUGCCAUUCUGACCAAAGCUACCUGGCCUUCAUGGAGAGGAGACGAGAAACAAGGUGUCCUCCACUUGCUGCAGUCUGUCAACAUGGACAGCGACCAGUUCCAGCUCGGGAGGAGCAAAGUGUUCAUCAAAGCCCCCGAGUCUCUAUUUCUUCUAGAAGAAAUGAGAGAGAGAAAGUAUGAUGGGUACGCUCGAGUGAUACAGAAAUCAUGGAGGAAAUUCGUGGCACGAAAGAAAUAUGUCCAAAUGAGGGAAGAAGCUUCGGACCUCCUGUUGAACAAGAAGGAGAGAAGGAGAAACAGCAUUAACAGGAACUUCAUUGGGGAUUACAUAGGGAUGGAAGAGCACCCGGAACUCCAGCAGUUUGUGGGCAAGAGGGAGAAGAUCGAUUUUGCAGACACGGUGAUCAAGUACGACAGGAGGUUCAAGGGUGUGAAGCGAGACUUGCUUCUUACUCCAAAGUGCUUGUACUUGAUUGGACGAGAAAAGGUCAAACAGGGCCCCGACAAAGGCCUUGUGAAGGAAGUGCUCAAGCGGAGAAUCGAGAUGGAGAGGAUCUUGUCCGUAUCCCUCAGUACUAUGCAAGAUGACAUUUUUAUUCUUCAUGAGCAAGAGUAUGACAGUUUGCUUGAAUCCGUCUUCAAAACUGAAUUCUUGAGCCUCUUAGCAAAGCGUUAUGAGGAAAAAACCCAGAAGCAACUACCUCUGAAAUUUAGCAAUACGCUUGAACUCAAGUUGAAAAAGGAGAACUGGGGUCCCUGGAGUGCAGGGGGCUCUCGGCAGGUGCAGUUCCACCAAGGCUUCGGGGACCUGGCCAUCCUCAAGCCCAGUAACAAAGUGCUGCAGGUCAGCAUCGGACCCGGGCUGCCUAAGAACUCCCGUCCUACCAGAAGGAACACCACUCAAAACAGAGGUUAUUCCAGUGGGACUCACAAUGCCAACUACCCAAUGAGAGCUGCCCCUCCCCCACCAGGAUACCAUCAGAAUGGAGUCAUCAAAAACCAGUUUGUGCCACAUCCCCACGCUCCUGGAAACCAGAGGUCAAAUCAGAAAAGCCUGUACACCUCCAUGGCCCGCCCGCCCUUGCCACGACAACAGUCCACUGGCUCAGACCGAGUGUCACAGACACCGGAGAGCUUGGAUUUCCUCAAGGUCCCAGACCAGGGUGCUGCAGGGGUCCGAAGACAAACGACCAGCCGGCCUCCCCCAGCAGGGGGCAGACCCAAGCCCCAGCCCAAGCCUAAGCCUCAGGUGCCACAGUGCAAGGCUCUGUAUGCCUACGAUGCUCAGGACACAGACGAACUCAGCUUCAAUGCCAAUGACAUUAUCGAUAUUAUCAAAGAAGAUCCUUCCGGCUGGUGGACGGGCCGACUACGAGGCAAGCAGGGCCUGUUCCCCAACAACUACGUGACCAAGAUUUGAGGUGCACAAAGACUCUGAAACACAGGGCGAAGGAACUCCAGGCUCGGACAGGGGAGGGGACAUUUGGAAGCUCUCCUUCUGAUCCAUAGCCAGCAAUUGCUUCUUCACGGCCUGGAGUUAUUCUGGCAUGUUCCCCAUGGAGGACAUUGAAAAGCUGGGUUGGGGAAAGAGAGUGUCACUCCAUAAAUGAUCCUAAAAGGUAGCCUCUUCGUAGGAACCCAGGAGGGCAAAACAACCAUCCACUAAGAUUUAUUUAUUCUAUUUAAACCUGGUGAGCGGACAGGUGAGGUCCACUCAGACCUUGUUGGCUCUAUCAAAACAGUACCCCGCUCGCUCACCAGGCCCAGGGAAAGGCUGGAGCCAGCCGCUGACAAGUGCCUUUACUUGAAGAGCACAUUUCUUUCAUCCCUCUUUUCCUUACCUGACACAUUCCUCUCUGCCACCUCCCUCAGGGAGGACCCGCUCUCUGCAGGCUGGGCUUGGCGUGAGUGGGCACUUCCUGUGCAAAUGCCAAGGUCCGGCAUGGCCUGCUGAGCCCACGGCUGCAGAAGGGCGCUGGUUUACACUUGCCGGGACCAUGAGGCUGCCGGGCUGAGCGGGGGCGGGGACUGGGGCUGGGGCUGGGGCUGGGGCUGGGCUGUCGGCCCUGCUUCCUCUGGGUCUUCAGUUGGAAUGUGGCUGGCCCAUGUUGGUUUUGUUUCAUGCUGUACCUAUUACUAGAAAGGCCUCUUUUUCUCAAGCUGUACAUUUAUAAAAACAGAUCAUAUACUGUAUAUAUAAAAAUCUUGAGAGGUAGAAACAUGUAUGAAUGUACUAAGUAGUAUUCCACUGUACUUAUUCGUAAGGUAGGUUUUAUUACAAAACUCGCACCAGGUACUUACAAAUGUGCACUACUCAUUUUCAACUAUAGAAUCAGUGUUACUGCUUUCUAGCUCAGUCCCCGCAAACCCUUCCCAACCCUUUCCCUACAGGUAAUUUUCCUCUGAUCCCCUCUAUGUCCCUCCCCCUACCUCCUAAAUAAAUAAAGGAAUCCCUGAACCACCUUGUUCUUUCUUGACAUUUGUUAUGGGUUGAAUUUUGUCACCCCACAAAAAGAUCUGUUGAACUCCUAACCCCCAGUACCUCUGAUUAUGGCUUUAUGUGGAAAUAGGGUCUUUACAGAGGUAAUCAAGUUCAAAUGAAGCCAUCAGGGUGUGCCCUAAUCCAGUAUAUCUGGUGUGCUGAUAAAAAAAGGAAAUCUGGGCACAGAUUGACUCGCAGAAGGGAAGACGACGUGGAGUCGCCAUGUACAAGCCACAGAGAGGGGUCUGGAAUAGAUUCUCCCUCAGCCUCAGAAGGAGCCAACCCUGCCGAGACCUGGAUCCCUCACUCCCAGCCUCCACAACUGUAAGACAAUCAAUUUCUGUUGUUAAACCA